Messenger RNA from Triticum aestivum (bread wheat), 2158 nucleotides. RefSeq names its product dof zinc finger protein 1. The record is from RefSeq and is a predicted model, not a curated record. Gene Ontology annotation, biological process: regulation of DNA-templated transcription. The transcript is spliced from 2 exons. The coding region runs from base 753 to 1838 and encodes 361 amino acids. Gene Ontology annotation, molecular function: DNA-binding transcription factor activity; DNA binding. Lineage: Eukaryota; Viridiplantae; Streptophyta; Magnoliopsida; Poales; Poaceae.
UUCUCCUUGAUCUUCCCGCUGUCUGUUCAUCCUCCUCUCUGUGACAUGGUUCUAGCUUGGUGUGCACGCGCUUUCUUGGAUUUGGCCAUGAUCUCCCUCUUUGUGGGUGUGGGUAUCCUCUCGGGUCGUGUUCUUCCUUUAUAUGUUAUGCUUUGUGUAGAUCUAUGCAUCUGCAACACAAUCAGCACCCCCCUCUCUUCUCCAUAGGCUUUAAGGUGAAGGUGAGCCCCCGGCCUGCGGCUUUAAUCCUCUGUCUGCUGCCCUCCCCUUUUGAUCCAUGAAAGCACGCACCAUCACCUUUCUUUCCCCCUCUUUCUAAUCCCCCUUUCCUCACCAUCAUCCUUUUUAUCCCCUCCUCACCUCCCCCUUCCUUUCUCAUGGCUUUUCUUCUCUCUCUUGCCUCGCAUCAAAAGAGGAGAGCAGCAGCCAUGUCCUGGUGAUGUGUGGCAGCAGUACUACAACCCUACAACAGCACAAGCAAAGUUGUGUUUUUUGUGUGUGGUGGUGUGUUUCUCUUUCAUCUUUUCUUCUUCCCCGGCCCUUAUCACCUUUUCCUUUGCCUUUCCUGCUGCUGCCUCUAAUCUCCCUUUGUAUCCUUUUGCUUGGUUCCUAGUUGCACCGUAGAGAUUCUUGACACCCCCACCCCCACAGCUAGCCUCCCCACCUCCACCUCUGCUGCAUGCUCGCUCACCACAUGUUAUCUUCCUGCGGUUUGUUCUUGCUUGCUCUAGGGGCUAGGGCUGGUGAAGCCCAUGGAGGAGAUGCUGAUGGGAGCACCAAGCGCGAACCAGCAGGUGCAAGGGUCAAAUCCGAAUCCACCGGCGCAGGCCCCGUCGUCGGCGCCUGGGACUGGGGGGCCCAUGAGGGGCGGGACGCCGGCCAUGGCAGUGGCAGGCUCCGGAGCUGGGGCUGGUAGCACGGAGCGGCGGCCGCGGCCGCAGAAGGAGAAGGCGAUCAACUGCCCGCGGUGCAACUCCACCAACACCAAGUUCUGCUACUACAACAACUACAGCCUCCAGCAGCCGCGCUACUUCUGCAAGACGUGCCGCCGGUACUGGACGGAAGGCGGGUCGCUGCGCAACGUCCCCGUCGGCGGCGGAUCCCGCAAGAACAAGCGCUCUUCGUCGUCGUCCGCAUCCGCCUCCGCUUCAGCGGCCGCCUCGGCGACUGCGUCCGUCGCGAACUCGUCCAUGGUCGGGGCGGCGCCGAAUAAGAACCCGAAGCUGGCGCACGAGGGCGCAGCGCACGACCUGAACCUCGCCUUCCCGCACCACCAAGGCGGGAUGCAGGCGGAUUACAUGGCGUUCCCGAGCCUGGAGAGCAGCAGCAUGUGCAACCCCGGCGGCGGGGCAAUGGCGGGCAAUGGCGCCCGGGCCGGUGGCGCGCUCUCCGCGAUGGAGCUGCUCCGGAGCACUGGCUGCUAUAUGCCGCUGCAGAUGCCGAUGCAGAUGCCCGGGGAGUACGGCGCCGCGGGGUUCUCGCUCGGGGAGUUCCGCGCGCCGGCGCCACCGCAGUCGCAGAGCUUGCUAGGCUUCUCGCUGGACGCGCACGGUCCGGUGGGCGGGGCUUCCACGGCGGGGUACGGCUCCAGUGCCGCGAUGCAAGGGCUGCAGGACAGGUCGGGAAGGUUGCUGUUCGCGUUCGAGGACUUGAAGCCGACGGCAAACUCUGGCGCCGGUGGCGGUGAGAGCGGCGGUGGUUCUGGCGCGGGCGUGGAUGGCGGCGACCAUCAGUUCGAGCAAGGCAACAAGGAGCAACAAGGCAAUGGCACCCCCGUUGGGCAGCCCGACACGCCGGGGUUCUGGAACGGCAUGAUCGGCGGCGGCGGCACCUGGUAACAUGGACGGCGGCGCCCAUGCAUGCAUAGCUCAUGCGAUCGGAGCGUCGGCUGUGCGUGCAUGCAUGCGCUUCCAAGCUGCAGCUGGAGAUAGGGCACAAAGGUUUAAUAAGAUGGUGGAUAUGGUGUUUGAUAUCUUUCUUUCUUUCUUUCUUUCUUUCUGGUGUUCUUCUCUUCUUCUUCUUCCUCGGAAUUGUGCUCUAGCCGUUCAUUUGUGUUUGGUGAUCGACUUGGGGCUAGCUAGCUCUAACACAUCAGACUAUCAGAGUACACAACAUUUUAAUCUCUGUUCAUCGGUGCCAUGGAUGGUGCUAUAUGCUA